Messenger RNA from Erinaceus europaeus (western European hedgehog), 550 nucleotides. RefSeq names its product P antigen family member 3-like. The transcript has 5 exons. Lineage: Eukaryota; Metazoa; Chordata; Mammalia; Eulipotyphla; Erinaceidae. Bases 107 to 421 code for a protein of 104 amino acids. The record is from RefSeq and is a predicted model, not a curated record.
GGGGUGCGCCACAGUUGAGUGCAGAGCGGCGUUGGUCUCCGGCGGUGCGGGUCGUGUCUCAGUGUUCUCGGUUUUCUCCGGUGACUGGAUUCAGGCGGUGUGAAAUAUGAGUGACCAAGGCAAGAAGACUCCCAAGCCUUCAGGGGGAGAUGAUAAAGAAACCCCCCACCCAUUUGGGCCUGUGGUUCUAUUUGCUGUGAAGAAAUCUCAACCGAAAGUGCUACUGACCAAGACUCAGCUCAUUAAACUUGGCCAAAAGAAGGAAAAUGAAGGAGCAACUAUGAAUACUCUGGAGGGGAAAGUUGAAGGGCCAAAGACUGGACGUGAACGUGGAGAUGGCCUUGAUGUCAAGGAGAAGAAUCUGUCUCAUCUGGAACCUCUGAAAAUGCCCGAAGCAGGUGACAAGAAGGAAAAGGAGUAAAUGAAGACUGAAGCUAUACAUACCACUCCUGUAUUAAAUAUUCAGCUUAUACAUGCUGCUGUUGUAUUAAAUAUCUGACUACAAAAAUUCAAUAAAGAUUUACAGCUGUGUGCAAAAAAUUUUCAUGCA